This is a messenger RNA of Pseudopipra pipra, 2877 nucleotides long. It is a transcript of the gene HNRNPM, whose product is annotated as heterogeneous nuclear ribonucleoprotein M. Gene Ontology annotation, cellular component: nucleus; ribonucleoprotein complex; cytoplasm. The transcript has 13 exons. Bases 650 to 2509 code for a protein of 619 amino acids. The record is from RefSeq and is a predicted model, not a curated record. Gene Ontology annotation, molecular function: mRNA binding. NCBI's taxonomy places the organism in Eukaryota, Metazoa, Chordata, Aves, Passeriformes, Pipridae.
GUUCAGGCCGGUUUUCCCCGCGGUCAGUUGGCGUUGGCUGUCGGACUUUUCCCCCCCUUUUUUUUUCCCCCCCUCCCUUUUUUCCCCCUCCCUCCCCACCCCCGGAGCCCAGUUGGUAUUUGGCUGGAGAGUGGAAUUAUUUAUUUCUCCAUGGCUUGGUUUGGCUGCAUUUCGGAAGAGCGGGUCGUGUUUAAAACAACUCCACGUCCUGGGCCAGGUAAAAACCCUCGGCUGUCACCCUCUCUUAGCCCAGAAUUCCAGCAGGGAUGGAAAAGUGUCCGGAAGGAUCCGGCUGUAGGGUUUGUGUGUGGAGGCCAGGGAAGAGCAGGUCACGUGGAGGAGUGUGUGGUUAUUUUCUUGGAGGAGGAGAGUCGGGAUUUAGUUCUGUCUGUUCCAAAGCUCAGAGGAAAUCCCAGUUUUUUUAACCCUCUGAUGGAAAUUAGGGACUGGAAGUCUCGGAGGCUUUUUAUUCUCACCGGCAGGGCCAAACCUCAAUGUGAUUUGACUUGGAAAUAAAGAAAUAAAUUAGGGUUUUGGGGGGUGUUGGUUGUGCUUUUGCUGACUUUGUUUCUGUUUUCUUCCCUCCUCUCCUCCCCGGUCCCGACCUCCGGAAUCUCCUCCUCAGGGAUGCGCGUAAGUUCAGUUCAAGAUGGAGGAGAGCAUGAAGAAGGCGGCCGAGGUCCUCAACAAGCACAGCCUCGGCGGGAGGCCCCUCAAGGUCAAGGAGGAUCCCGACGGGGAGCACGCCAGGAGGGCCAUGCAGAAGGUCAUGGCGGUGGCCGGAGGGAUGGGAAUCGGGCCCGGCCCUGGCGGCCCCGGAAUGCUCAACAUCCCGCCCAGCAUCCUGAACAAUCCCAACAUUCCCAACGAGAUCAUCCACGCCCUGCAGGCAGGCAGGUUGGGGAGCACCGUCUUCGUGGCCAACCUGGAUUACAAGGUUGGCUGGAAGAAGCUGAAGGAGGUGUUCAGCAUGGCCGGGGUCGUGGUCCGGGCCGACAUCCUGGAGGACAAGGACGGGAAGAGCCGGGGCAUCGGCACCGUCACCUUCGAGCAGGCCAUCGAGGCCGUGCAGGCCAUCUCCAUGUUCAACGGGCAGCUGCUCUUUGACAGACCCAUGCACGUGAAAAUGGACGAGCGAGCCUUCCCCAAAGGAGAUUUCUUCCCUCCAGAGAGGCCCCAGCAGCUCCCUCAUGGUCUUGGUGGUAUUGGCAUGGGAUUAGGACCUGGAGGUCAACCUAUUGAUGCAAAUCAUAUAAACAAAGGCAUGGGAAUGGGCAACAUGGGACCUGGAGGCAUGGGAAUGGAAGGCAUGGGCUUUGGAAUGAAUAAAAUGGGAGGAAUGGAAGGUCCCUUCGGUGCCAUGGAAAACAUCGGGCGCUUCCCAGCGGGGAUGAACAUGGGCAGGAUGACUGAGAUGGAUCGUGCCAUGGGGGGAGGAUUUGAAAGAGAGUUUGGAAGGAAUGAAAUGGGAAUGUCCCGGAGUUUUGGAGAGACCUUGGAGAGAGGAAUAGGUGGUGGCAAUGCCAGCAUUCCCGGGAUCGAGAGGAUGGCCCCUGGCAUCGACCGCAUGGGCUCGGGGAUCGAGAGGCUUCCGGCCGGGAUGGGGCACGGCAUGGAGCGGGUGGGCUCCGAGAUCGACAGGAUGGGGCUGGUCCUGGACCGGAUGGGCUCCAACGUGGAGCGGAUGGGCUCGGGCAUCGAGCGCAUGGCACCGCUGGGCAUCGACCACCUGGCGCCCAACAUGGAGCGGAUGGGCCCGGCCAUGGAGCGCAUGGGCUCCGGCAUCGACCGCAUGGGCUCCGGCAUCGGCUUCGGCAUCGACCGCAUGGGCGCCGCCAUCGACCGCGUGGGCACCGCCAUGGACAGGAUGGGCUCGGGCGUGGAGCGCAUGGGCUCGGGCAUGGAGCGCAUGGGGCUGGGCAUCGAGCGCAUGGUGCCCGCCGGGAUGGGCGCGGGCAUGGGGCAGGUGCUGGAGAGGAUGCCGGCGGGGCUGGAGCGCAUCGGGGCGCCGCCCAUGGAGAGGAUCGGCCUGGAGCGCAUGGGAGCCGCCGGCAUGGAGAGGAUGGGCCUGGAGCGCCUGGGGGCCGCCAACAUGGAGAGGAUGGGCCCCCCCCUGGGGCAGGGCAUGGGAGCGGGCAUCGAGCGCAUGGGACUGGCCAUGGGCAGCAACUUUGAGAGGCCCAUGGACAUGGAGCGGGGCAACUUCGCCGGCAACUUCGCCGGACCCCUGGGAGGAGCCGGAGGCCCCGCGGCGGGGGUGGCCCGGAAAGCCUGUCAGAUCUUCGUCAGGAACCUGCCUUUUGAUUUUACAUGGAAAAUGCUGAAAGAUAAAUUUAAUGAAUGUGGGCACGUUCUCUACGCCGACAUCAAGAUGGAGAACGGCAAGUCCAAGGGCUGUGGGGUGGUGCGGUUCGAGUCCCCCGAGGUGGCGGAACGCGCCUGCCGGAUGAUGAACGGGAUCCAGCUGCGGGGCCGCGAGAUCGACGUGCGGAUCGACCGCAACGCCUGAGCCUCCCCCUCGACCCCCUCCCUCCUUUUUAUCUCCUUAACACAAAACCAGGGCUUGUUAUUUUUAUUUCCCGAUUUUUAUUUUUUUUUUUCUCUCUCUCUUUUCUCCUCGUUAACCGUACGAGUUUUGACUGGAUGUUAAAGGUGUUCAGAAAAAAAACAAAACAACCAAAAAAAAAAAAACCCCACCCAGUUGCUUUCUGGAGUAAAAUUUUAAGUCCUUUUUUUAAACGGGUGAAAUGACCAUUUUACCGGGUUUUUUGCAUCGGAAUCUGCAACGUGGCACAAUCUUUUUUUGUAGUUGUGGCAUCUCGUUGACAUGACAGAUGUAAACAGUCUGAAUUUGAUAAUAAAGCAAGUUAAAUAUUG